ACGAUGUUUGAAUUUGAUUACAGAAGCUGAAUAUGCAUUUCUAAAGCGAAAACGAAUCAUUCCCAUCAUGAUGGAGGAGUUUUAUCGACCUGAUGGAUGGUUAGGCCUUAUCAUUGGUGCAAAGUUCUAUAUGGAUUUCUCAGGGAGACUGGUCAUAGAAGAAGAAAUGAGCAAGCUACUCAGGGAAGUUCAAAUGCAUGCCCAUGAAGCCAAGCUCACCUACAAUGAUGAUACUGAUGAGGGGGAUUUGGCUGGUGUUAGUAUAUCAUUUCCUCUUGAUAGUGCAGGAAUAUCACUAAAAAUGGAAAGCAUGAAUUGGUCUGCAGCUCAAGUACAGGAUUGGCUGGCAGAAAAUGAAUUGGACCAUUUGCAACUGGUGAUGGCUGAAUACGAUGGCAAACUCCUCAAUCAACUCUACAAAAUGAGAACAAAUGCUCCGGAUUUUUUCUAUGCAAGCAUUAAAGAAGACUUCAACCUAAAAAGGUUAAUUGACAUCUUAAGAUUUACGCAAGCUCUUGAUUCACUUCUCAAAUAAUGAGUUCUGUUUUUUUUUGUUUUUUAUUAAGCAAAGGCUACCCUAUAAAGUAACCUUGAACAAAGAUUUGGUCUCAAUUGCUUUGCUCAAAGUUAAGCUCAUUUCAGUAUUUUUUGUCUUGAUGGUAUAAACACCGAGUCUCCCCAAAGUCUAACAAAGAAUGAUCAAUCAAUUGGAAAUCUUUAUUGUAUUUCUGAAAUGCUCAUUUUGUCCUGGUCUAAGCCAAUAUGUCACUCUACUGUGUACGCUAUAUACUUUAUUAACAUAAUAUUUUGUUUACGGCAAGACUAGAAAUUUAUGAGAGCAUAAUCUUGUGAUUUUAAUUUUGAUUCACCUACUAUACAGUCAAAAUUGUCUUGACAGCCACCUGUCUUUGAUGGCCCAUCAAAAUUGUCUACCAUUUUAGAGGAAUAUGUGUUUAAAAAGUUGUGGAUAAAGGUCACCUGUCUUCACUUAGGUGGCCUUAAAAGACGCCUUCUAUGUACUUGAAAAAAUACAGCGCCACCACAAAAUAUUUCGUUAUACAGUAUAUCGGAUGUAUUUUUAAGGGCAAUAUAAUGGCUUCGCAUACUACAUUAUCUUUCAUGUCAAUAUGAACGUAAUUUCAAAGAGUUUUGUCCAUGUUCCAUGCCUUACCAAGGAUUUGUUAGUAAAGGUCAUACCUGAACAUCCAAUACAUUUAUGUCAUUUAGAGACUUUAGUACAGGCUCAUGUGCAACUAUGCUACCCUACUAUGACAUGAGGGAACAAAAGUGUACUUUAUUGUAAAAGAGCAAAACAUGUCUGUGAUUUAUUUAGACACCCAUGCAUUGGCACAAUGGUUAAAGCCUCUCUUUAGUCUUGGUAGUUCCCCCCUGUAUUCCAUUUCAUUUCAUUACUAGAUCAUAUUAAUGAAUGUGAAAAAUUUACCAAUUUUACAUCAGAAUUUAAUUUGGUGCCCCCAAAACCCCAGAAUAUCUCUGUUUUGUUUGUACAAAACCCCUUCUCAAGCAUGGAAUGGUCUGAAAAUUUCAGGAUAUACAUGUAAUCUUUGUCAGGAGCUAUCUAAUAUCAUAUUACUAAAUAUGUGAAGGAAGCGCUCUAAUUGCUAUUUUUAUUUGAAAUAAAAACAUUACUGAGAGAAGGCACUAGAUUGAAAGUUGAAUGCUGACGGCCAGAUAAAUGCCAUAUAUAUUUCAAUUCUAAUGAGUAAAAAUGCAUUCAAUGGCUAAUAUGAUUUUGUAAUAGUAUUAUGUUUGAUGAUACUCCAGUGCAUUUAACAUUACUGACCAUUUAACAAGCUUCAAAUGAGAUUUAACAAACCAUAUACAUGUAUCAUAGAUCUCAUAGCUGAACUAAUGUUUUCUAUGAAAUUUUGUUAGGAAACAGUUUUAAAUUUCUAGAAUAUAAAGGCAUUAUAACUUAAUUUUGGUUAAUAUGCCCCUUGUUUCAUUAUGUCAUAGUAGUGCAAUAUAAAUUUUAUGUUUGCUUUAUUAAAUCCAUAGUUUGGAUUUGCCUGCAAAAAAUGCUGUCCCUGGCAUAGCACAGAAAUCCUUAGGCAAUAUGUAUUAAAAAAGUCAUUCGUUGAUCGUGACAAAAAAUUAAAAUUUGUUAAAUGCCAAAAGAAUACAUGUGUAGCUAAUGAACUGUCAUACAUAUGUCAUAGGACAUCUUUUAAAUUAUAUCCAUUGCUCAAAUAUAAUUACUUUCAAUUUUUUUGAGAGAAAAAUUUUGUGGAAUUGAUAUCCCACAACAUAUGGAAGAGCAGCUCGUUUGUGAUGCUUGAAAUCAAUAUUUAAAUAAUUAAUGACUAUGUUAUUCUUUGACAAAUUUUCAUUGAAGUAAUAUUUUUCUCUAUUUUUUCCUCCUUUUAAUAAAACAAGUUAUUGUCAGAGUGAACUUUCCCUAUAACGUUUUCAUAUGAUACGUUUUUUGUGAUCACAUAACAGGUGUAUUUAUGUUCAAUUAUAGGUCUUAUGAAAGAGUCGUGCAAUGAGUUCAUCAGACUCACAUUGUGCAAUAUUUGUGGGUAGUUUAUGCAAAUAGUCAGUGAAAAUGGUUUAUCUACAUUUUUGUAAAUGAGUUUACCAUUUGUGUGUUUUGUGCAUGCGCUUAGGUUAUGUUCUAAUCGUGACCUCACUCUGACACAUGAAUCCUCAGAAAUUGGUCGACCAAAGUGUAUUAGACACAGUACAUUGAUGACGGCCUUUCUCUUAUAAGUGAAUUAAAAAAUACAUUUGAGUACUGCAGUUUUCCUGGUAUAUAGUUCUACUGCUAAAUCUUCCCUGUUCUUGGGAUUCAUCAUUUCUUUGAUGUUUCAUUUCUUACUAGCUGCCUGUGCUAUGUAUUAGGAAAAGGUAGUUAAUUCAAAAGCACCAUCAUAAAGAAAGUUAGUGGUGCAUGUGUUAUGAAAUGCAUAAAUUGUCAAUUUAGACUGUUAUUUUUCUGAAAAGAAGACAGACACGAUGCCACCAUAAUUUGAUGUUUUCAAAGAAUCUUUCUUACUUAGAAACAUAAACAUGCUUUCUUUGAUGCUCUGAAUUGUAUAUUGGUGAAUUUAUGUAUUGAAGUCAAUUCUGAAAUUUUAUUUGUUUUGUAAUUAUUUUCAUUUUAAGUUGUGCUUUCAUUACUCAAUAUCUGAUUUCCUGCAAUUUUUUUGUAUGGGUAAGAUUUAUGAAGAUAUUUAUUUUUCUACUUUUAUAAAGAUGGACUUGUACAUAUGGUAUAAGAUAUAUCAUGAUGCUUAUAUGCAUUAUGUAUAUAAAAUGUUGAGACACCUAAGUCUACAUGUAUGUAUAAUGAACCUGGAAUCAUUACCCUGUGUGCAAUUAGAUAAAUGGUUAAACCAUCUAUGUAUAUUUGAUUUAUUUGGUUUAUUGCCUAUUAGUUAUUUUAAAGGUCAAGUCUACCCCAGAUAAAUGUUGAUUUGAAUCAAUAGAGAAAAAUCAGACAAGCAUAAUGCUGAAAAUUUCAUCAAAAUCGGAUGUAAAAUAAGAAAGUUAUGACAUUUUAAAGUUUGCUUAUUUUUCACAAAAUCGUUAUAUGCACAAUUUAGUCACAUGCAAAUGAGAGAAUUGAUGAUGUCCCACACUCACUAUUUCCUUUGUUUUUUAUUGUUUGAAUUAUACAAUAUUUCAAUUUUUACAGAUAUGGCAAUAAGGACCAACAUGACUGAACCCUAAAAUGUUAGACAAUGGUAAUUCCACAUGUUCAGGGCAAAAUAAUUUUAUUUUCACAGGACAACGAGGAGAAAAUAAGUAUAUUUAAUAUUUCGUAUAAUAAAAUACAAAAGAAAUAGUGAGUGAAUGAUGUCAUCAGUUCCCUCAUUUGCAUACUGACUGGGAUGUGCAUAUAAUUAUUUUGUGAAAUUAAGCGAAACUAUAAAAUAUCGUAACUUCCUUAUUUUACAUCCGAUUUUGAUGAAAUUUUCAGUGAUGUGCUUGUUGGAUUUUUCUAUUUUUAUUCAAAUCAACUUUUUGUUGGGGUGGACUUGUCCUUUAAAGUGGUAAGCGAAGUGGUAGUUGCACAAAUGUUUGUUUUUGUUUUUCUUUCCUUGCCCUCUGUCUAUAUAUGAAAAGGGGGAAGUCCACCCCAAGACAAGGUUGAUUUAAAUAGAAAGUGAAAUAUCAAACGAACAUAGCACUGAAUAUUUAAGAGAUGUAGAAUAAGAAAGUUAUGACGUUUUAAACUUGGCUCAUUUCCACAAGAUAAUACAUGUAGCAUGGGCAUCCUGGUCAGUAUGCAAAUGAGGGAACUGAUGACAUAAUCCACUCACUCUUUCUGCUGUAAUUUAUUUGAAGAAAUAUUGAUAUCUCAUUACAAUUUAAAACAAAGUUUAAUUCCUCACUGUGCAGUGGGAAUUUGCCAUUUUCGUCUCGCCUGCAUAGCAGAGCGAGACUACAGGCGCCGCUUUUCCGAUGGCGGCGGCAUCUCUAGUUAAAUCUUAACCAAAGGUUAAGAUUUUAAAAUGUCAUCAUAACUUAGAAAGUAUAUGAACCUAGUUCAUGAAACUUGGACAUAAGAGUAAUCAAGUAUCAGUGAACAUCUUGUACGAGUUUCAGGUCACGUGACUAAGGUCAAAGGUCAUUUAAGGUCAAACUUUGGCCAUAUUGGGGAUAUUUGUUGAAUUGUCAAAUCUUAUGGAUAUCGUUCAUGAAAUGUGGACAUACAAGGGUAAUCACUGAUUGUGUUCCACAAGCCUUAGGCCACAAGGUCAUUUCAUUUAGGGUCAAUGAACAUUGUAUUAUCACAUGAAUGGUGUUUUGGGUGAAUAAUUAUUCUAUAGUCGUUUCCAAAGUCAGCACUGCUGCUAUAUUGGAAAGACUGCUAGAGGCUUUCCACUUGUUACCUAUUGUUAUUGAACAAGGUGCUUCCUGAUUUUACAAUUAGGGAGCACCUUGUUCAAUAAUAAUAGGUAAGAAGUGGAAGAAUUGAAAUAUUUCAUACAAAAGAGUGACAUCUUUAUCAUUUGCAUAUGAUAUAUCUGUGUUGUGCAUAUAUAACUUGUCUGUGAAAAAUUAAGCUUUUAAGAUGCCAUAUGUUAUCUGAUAUUGAUGAAAUCGUCAGCUUUAAGCUUGUUAGAUUUUCUCUAUUCAAUGAGGGCUAAACUCUGGUUGUGAAUUACAGGUUUCAGAUUUGGUGAAAGAGAAAGUUUUUGUUUUAAUCCGUUAUGUCUAGUUGAAUCGAGCACCUUUCUUUCAAGUAUGGUACAGUGAUAACAAGCAAAACAUUACAAAUUUUGUGAAAGAUGAAACAAAAUUUGAUGCCGUUGUUCGACUAUACAACUUGUAAAGUAAUCAUUGUUUUAGAUUAUUAUUUGAGAAUUGACUCUUCAUAAUGGAUUCAUUUAAUGUACAUGGCUAGAAAUUCUAGAUUAACUUGCCAGACUAUCUGUUAAUACUAUACAAAAAAGUGCAGUUUUGUCAAGAAUUGUGUGAAAAAUGCUUUGGUUAUGAGAUAUUGCCUUUUCCCCUCUGUAUUAUAAUAUCUUGCCAGGCUUACAGUGUGCUUCAAAUAAUUUUGUCAGGUAUAUCAAUUACAAUUUUACAAAUUAUCACA
Messenger RNA from Lytechinus pictus (painted urchin), 5572 nucleotides. RefSeq lists its product as uncharacterized. NCBI's taxonomy places the organism in Eukaryota, Metazoa, Echinodermata, Echinoidea, Temnopleuroida, Toxopneustidae. Bases 68 to 535 code for a protein of 155 amino acids. The record is from RefSeq and is a predicted model, not a curated record. The transcript is spliced from 3 exons.